AUGCUCAACAAUGAGGACUUGGGCGUGUUUGUGGUGGAGAUCAUGGCUGCACAGAUUAAGAGUGUCACGUACAUGCGUGUCUACGUGGCCAUCGACGACCUCGCCUACCAUUCUCCUCUCAACUCAGAGUAUAAAUUCUUCCGCCAUACGAUAGAGCUAGUAGACAGAUGGGGCGCAUCAGUUGUAACCGCCUUGUUGCGUGUAAAGGCCUACGAGUAUGACAGGGGUGUGCCAUUGUCCAUCGCAGCCGAGAAGUCCUGGUCUACCAGUGGUACGCACGAGGGGUCGUACGUGUCACGCCUCUCCAGUGAGAUAAUAGAUGAUAUGUUAGUAGAGAACGUUGAAAUACUACCGGCACGCAGCCAUACGACAGCCCGUGGUAUUCAAACGAUGCCUGGUAUCUCACCGUACAUAGGUGGACUACGCAGUCGACUCCGUAAGCUCCAGAAUUGGGGUGGUACUAGUAUUGCGCCGUACUCACACGAAAAUCAGAGUACGGCAGACCAGCACACACGAAAGUCACACGAUAGUGCACAUGAAAGUCGACGGGUUGCAGACUUCGUGUGUCCCGGCUCAGUGCAGUGUGAGGCCGUGCUAAGGCGUCGCACGCUUCUCCGUGUGAGUGGUCCGGCUGACGAUGUGCUAGAUGAGACUUGGCUUGACGAUCCCAAACUCAAUGCAUGGACGGGUAAAGUCUGGAUCUUUCGUAUAGCACAAGGUAUGAUCGAAUUCAAUGGUUACGAGUCUGUUCGUGCGAUGAAAGUACGCUAUCAAACUAUGAUUAAUAAAUCGCAGACAAGUUCGGUUGUGGUGCUGAUGGCAUCGGAGGUGCAUUCUCCGUGGUUCUGGCGAUACUCCUGCGCACCCAUCACCGAUUUGUUCGAAAAUCUAUCAGUGCCGCAUCCUAAGUCCGAGGAUGUACUGAGUAUCGUGGAACAGUCAAAACUCGACGGCGAUUCUAAAAGCGGAUUGUCACAGGAGCAGUUGGAUACAAUUCAACGCCUGCGCGACGAAGAUGUACACAAGCGUUGCUAUAGCAGCCUGGAUGCGGCGGAGUUCCGCCCACACGCAGUGCCAACGUCCAUGUGUUUCCGGUCUGAUAAAAGUAGAGAUGUGAACCACAGUGCGCGCUUCGAGUCCCAUACUCAUGAUGGACGCAAGGUGUACAACGGCUGUUUUCCGCGGCAUGUGGCGUCACUGAUUCAGUGA
Sphaeroforma arctica JP610 is the source of this 1209-nucleotide messenger RNA. RefSeq lists its product as hypothetical. The transcript has a single exon. The record is from RefSeq and is a predicted model, not a curated record. Bases 1 to 1209 code for a protein of 402 amino acids. Lineage: Eukaryota; Ichthyosporea; Ichthyophonida.